Messenger RNA from Daphnia magna, 718 nucleotides. RefSeq names its product putative eggshell protein. The coding region runs from base 125 to 631 and encodes 168 amino acids. Lineage: Eukaryota; Metazoa; Arthropoda; Branchiopoda; Diplostraca; Daphniidae. The record is from RefSeq and is a predicted model, not a curated record. The transcript has 2 exons. Gene Ontology annotation, molecular function: neuropeptide hormone activity.
UGUGUUUUUUUUUUUUUUUUCUUCCUAUAAAUACCGUCCGUCUUCAAGUCGACCGUCAUCAGUUGCUCCGUCCAGCAAUUCGACAACAUCAACGGACAAAGCAAAAGCAAUCAAACAACCCAACAUGGCUCAAUUGGCGAUUCCUUUGUUAGUUCUCGUUGCUCUUGUGGCCGUUACGAUGGCCAGCGAUCCGUACGGUGGAAAUAAGGGUUACGCACCAUACGGAGGAUCCUAUUCUUACACGGUCAAGUACGAUGGUGGAUACGAUGGCCAGAAAGGGUACGAUAAGGAUUACGGCUAUGGUGCUGGCCCUUAUGGUUAUGACAAGAAGCCCAGUUAUGGUUAUCGUGCUCCUCCUUACGGUUAUGACAAGAAACCAAGCUACGGUGCUCCAUCCUAUGGCUACGAGAAGAAAGGUGGAUAUGGUCACGAUGCCCCAUCUUACGGCUACGAUAAGAAAGAAAGCUAUGGUUACGAUGCCUCGCCUUACGGAUACGAUAAGAAAGAAAGCUACGGCGGUUCUCCUUACGGAUACAACAAGAAAGGAAGUUAUGGUUAUGAAGCCCCGUCUUACGGUUACGACAAGUACGAGAAGCCUAAAUCUUACGGUAGCUAUUCCUCAAGGUAUUGAACCUUUGCCACAACUGACCCAUAACGAAUAACCGUAAACCUGUAAUUCCAAAAUUUUGAUCUGAAUAAAACGUAUCUAUUUUCAAAA